GGGAUCUGAAUUCAUUCUCUCUAACUCCCUUGUAAAAGCACCCGUGCAUUCUCCGUUAUAAUAUAAAUUGGGCUACAGGUGUUCCACCUAAAGUCCUACUGGUCAAUCUGCGUGUUUUUACCUUUCUUACUUUGCCAAAUCAAGCAAACUAUUCUAGACCCGGUCUAGUAUAGUUCGACCGGUCACAUAAUUUACACCAUCAUUUUUUGCCCCGACCGUGGGACCGUUAAUGUUUCUUCUCUUCUAAACACAAACCUACCCACAAAAACACCACUCAAAAUGUCUUCAAGCCAACAAAUCAAUGCUACUUCUGCUCAGGUGCAAGCCACCAAUGAAGGUAGCGGCAUCCCUGUGGCUGCUACCAUACCGGUCAUUUCAGCCCCGGUGUUGCCUUUGGGUCUGAGCUCUGUCCCCACACCUAGCGUAAUCAGCCCGUUCACGACCCCCGUCCCUUCCGCCGGACCAAGGGUCACGUUCCCACCAAGCAUGACUCAGUUCAUGAAUGACCCAGUCAACCUACAAGCCAUCCAGGGCUUUGGCCAGGUCAUGGCCAUGUGCCAACAGAGCGGGGGGAUGCCUUUUCUCCUUGGUAUGUUCCCGUUCGCUCUUCCAGGCGCGGGAACCAUGCCCCUACAAGCUCCCAUGGCGGUGACGUCGUUCCAGACGCCGAUGCCGCAGCCAUCACCUUUCCAACCUCAGCUGGUCAGCACCAUGGCCCCUGUUAACUUGACUGGCGCACUUAACGCUGCGGGGCCGUCGCGUCCCCCGCAAGGUAAGCAGAAAGUAGAAUGUGAUCCUGGCGGCAGAUGGGGCGAGAUUGUCGGGAUGGAUGUGACAAGGGCUGCAGACCUGGACGGAUUAGGUUCUGCCGGAAACCCCCGGCCACGUACCAAGAGGCCUACCACACUGCAUGGGAGUUUGUUGAGGCUGAAACCCAACUCCGGGCAAAGAAAGAAGCUGAGCAUGAUGAUAGACAGUGGAGAGCUGGGCAAGGAUUACUUGCAGAAAGCCCAGGAGAAGAGUCAUCAGUGGGUUAGGCCAACUGCCCUGGGGGAUGACCGGGACAACGACCGGCGGAGGAAUAGCCGGCCAAGGGAGCGGCAACCUGCUCCCGAAAAAGAACACAUCGGCAUGAUCUUCGGCGGACCUGAGGGUGGAGAUUCAGCCGCGCAGCGGAAGAACUGGGUCCGGAGCAUUUACGUUGGUGAGGUAAGUGUUGAACCGCCCAGGCGUAAGCAUACUAGAAGGGAGCCGAUCGUCUUUACUGACCGAGUUCUCCCUCCUACCGGUGAAGAUCACAAUGAUCCAUUGGUCAUCACCAUGGACAUUAAUGGGGUGGAUGUCGCCCGGGUACUUGUUGACACCGGUAGCAGUGUCAACAUCUUAUACCUGGAGACUUUCCCAAAACUCACGUUGUGUCGGACACAACUUGAACCCCUCAAAACUCCUCUCUCAGGCUUUACGGGGGACACCGUUGAAGCUGAAGGAUCCAUAGUUCUACCGGUCGAACUAGGAUCAGGUGAGAAGACCGUGUGGAAGAAGAUGCGGUUCAUCGUUGUGGACAUUAAAUGCGUCCACAACGCGAUCCUUGGGAGACCGGGCAUCAAUAAGGUCGGGGCGGUGAUUUCCAUGCCUCACCUGUGCAUGAAGUUCCACACUCUAGGUGGCGUGGGUGAAGUGAAAGGCGACCAGAGGAAUGCCCGGGAGUGCUAUGCCCGGGCGGUCAAGAAGAUGACCAAGGGGGUCAAUGUCAUCUCCCAAGAGAUCACAAAGGGAGAGACACGAGAGAAAUUGGAGCCCGAGGCCGAGACGGUGGAAAUUGAACUUCACCCGGGUGAUUCUUCGAGGAUGGUCAGAAUUGGAGCAAAUCUCCCCGAAGAUCUCAAGGCAGAAAUUACACGGGUCCUCCAAGAAUACGCGGGCAUAUUCGCAUGGAGCGUGGCGGAUAUGCCCGGAAUAGAUCGCUCUAUUAUCUGCCACCGGUUGGCCGUGAGGGAAGGAAGUCGACCGGUACGUCAGAAGAAGCAGUACCUGGCCAGUGACCGGCGAGAUUUCGUCAAAAAGGAAAUGAAGGACCUCCUCAGUGUUGACCUACCGGUCAACAAGCCCACUGAGCAAUGGUGGGAGAUGGCAGUUGAUGGGGCAUCCGGUCCUAGAGGAUACGGGGGUGGUAUCGUGUUCACCACCCCAGAAGGGUUCAAGAUCUACCAUGCAAUCGUCUUCAACUUCAAGCUGACGAAUAAUGAGGCAGAGUAUGAAGCUCUGGCUGGAGGGCUCAGGCUUGCCCAAGCCCUGAAAAUCAGCCGGGUCAGUAUCAAAUCUGACUUUAUCCUGAUCGUUGGGCAAGAGCCCGGCAACAUGGAGGCAAGAGAAGGACGCAUGGAACAAUAUACUUGCCCUGUUGAAAGGCUUCGAAGAGUUCAAGAUCGCCCAAAUUCCCCGGGCGGAGAACGCGGAUGCAGACCUUCUCUCCAAAUUGACGCAGUACGCUCCCGAGCAUGUUUCAAAACUUGCCCGGGUAGAGAUCCUUGACCGUGCAAGCAUCGAAAAAUUGAAAGUCACCGCCAUAACAGCAGCAAGCCAAUUUGACCGGUCAAACCUGGUCGGGGCAGACGACCAUUGGAUGUAUGAUCUGAUGGAAUAUUUCAUGGAUGGGAGCUUGCCAGAACAAGAUGACCCGGUAAGAAAAGUGAAGCUCAGGG
Messenger RNA from Cuscuta campestris, 2702 nucleotides. NCBI's taxonomy places the organism in Eukaryota, Viridiplantae, Streptophyta, Magnoliopsida, Solanales, Convolvulaceae. The record is from the annotation of a GenBank genome assembly.